AUGCUGCAGAGAAGUACCUCGUACGCCAACCCAGAGCUCCCGACUUAUCUUGCCUCGCUGCUGCGCAAUCUGCCGGACGAUGGCGUCGACGCGACGCUGCGGCUCCUCGAGUGCGUCUUGGUCGGAGGCACCGCAAGCUUCGAGACAUUCCUUGCGACGCGCGCCAACUUGUAUGGGCAAGCCAGUCGCUCCAAGUGCGAAGAGGUCUGGAACGGCGACCACAUCGCCUACCGCUGCCGCACGUGCGGUCUGUCGGACUCGAGCUGCAUGUGUGUGCAGUGCUUCGACCCAGCCCAGCAUGAGAACCACGACUACCGCAUCUACCGGUGUAGCUACGGCGGCUGUUGCGACUGCGGCGACGACCUCGCGUGGAAGCCGUCGGGCUUUUGCAAGACGCAUUGCUCCACGCCGUCGGUUCCGAUACCAGACAUUGCGAGCGAAGAAUGCGCGCGCUUAGAUGUGGUCCUCGACACGAUUUUGGAACUGCUCCUAUCGCUCUUGCGCAUGAUUUACGGCGAGGUGACGGUUCCGGGUACGUCCGCGGCCUCGACGCACACGCUCCAGACGACGCAGUACUGCUUCUCGGACGUCGGCCGCGCCCACGACAGCUUUACGCCCCGAACGCAACUUCUCCUUUGUCGACUCGCACAGUGUCUCUCGUGGCUACAACCCAUCGUGACGAGUUGCGUCCAGUACCGAGCGCGCAUGUGUCGCGCGCUGCAGAUGCCAACGCGCUGGGGCCCAUCCUCGACGACGGUGCUCGACUCGUGCUUGACGUUCGGCAUCUUGCUCCCGCUCGAGUCGGCAGACGCGCUCGGCGUGCUCUUUCUCAAGCUGCUCUUUGACAAGGACUUCAAGUUGCGCUUCACUGCGGCUUUCUUGGCCGCGUACCCGUUCUACAUACGCCUAUACAAUGUCCACUUGGAGAACGAGGCAGCGCACACGCACGUGAGCCGCUUCAUCGACCGCCUUUUCUGCCAGCUCUUUCACAGCGCGGCGCAGCUCCACCAAAUGGACCUCAGCGGUGUGACGUCCGUGGCACCCAUCCACGGGCACAUAUUCGCCGUCAACGCCCGCCGCACCGCGACGGAGCAGCUCGUGCACUUUUUGCUGGGGCACUUGCUCGCACUACUAAAGCAGACGCAGCGCGGAACGACGCUCGACUGCAACCACGACUUUCUCAAACUGCGGACCUACUCGCGCUUCUGCUCGGAGCUGCGCACGCUUCUUGUGCACCCGCCCAUUGCCGGCCAACUGGAAGACGACUCAAUCAUGGCGACGCUCCUCGACAUCUUGUCCACGAUGCAGUGCAUGGACCUCCAGACUAAGCAGCGAGACCGCCACGUCGAGUUCGAGUCGAGCUCAUGGACAGCGUCAUUCGUACUGGACUACGAGGUCAUGCUCGUGUGGCAAUACAUUUUGCUCGGAUACCGCCGAUCUACGAGUGUGCUGCCCCCUGACGACGCGUUUGGGGCUCCCUUUUCGUGCGCCAUUACGAUAUUACUUUUUGGAUCUCACAUGAAUAUGAGCAGGGAUCCACCGUUGAACCCGUCCAAGUCGCCCUUCGAGCUCCCGACGUUGGUGCAAGGACUAUUGGAACCCAUCGAAGCAAAGCUCGCAGCGUGGUGCUACGAAAGCAUGGGCCAAGCAACAUGGCCGCGCCUUGACAGCGCCACGUGCAGCUUGCACUUGCCGCUUCACCACUUUUAUGCGAGUGCGCUCAGUGAUAUGAUGGCAGCGCUCGCCGCAGAUCCCAAGGCUCUGCUAGCGCUGCUGCGUCGGCCAGGCGCGGCCUUUUGGCACACGGUCGUGUACCACUCGGUGCAAGUGCAGCAUUUUGUGCGGUCGAUCAAGUGCCAUCUCUGGGUUCUCAACGGACAGUCCAUGUGGCAACAGGUGUAUCAUUACCACUCUCGCCAUUGGCGCCAUCACGGACUGCACAAGGACCUUUUUCUUCUUCAACUUGGCGCUGCGCUGGACCCAGCGUUUGUGUCGGACGUCGUCUCACACUGGCUGCCUGACGACAAGGACGCGGCGCCGCUCAUGCUCGACGAACUCCUAAAGCUCGUACUCCAGCUCGUCCUAGACCCAACGCACGUUGGUGCGCUCUCAUCAUGGCAGCUUCUCAUUCGAGAAGUGAAGCACUGGCUCAGCACUGGACCGCUGACGCGCACCGAGUUUGUAUCCAAGUGCAACCUAAAGCUCCUCGAUGCGAUUAAAGAGCACACGAAAGAAGAAGACGACGACAUUCUCAACCGCGCUCUUGAACAAGUCGGUGUGAGCUCGUCGGCGAUGGCUGCCACGUCGGCCGGCUCGGAGCCGUCACCACAAGCCGUUCUGCAGGGCCUGGACAACCAUCCAUCGUCGAGCACGUCGACAUUCACACUGCAGCCAGCACUCUGGGCUGACAUUUGCCCUUACUUUGAGGCCUUUACACUCAUGGACGCGCAAAAAUGUGAGCAAAACCGACCAACGACGCAAGUGCUGCUGCCGCCGCUAGAUCACGUGCUCCCGUGUCUCGACGCGCGCGACAGCGUCCAGUUUGCCGUCGUUUCAGCGCUACUCUCAAACCACCUGCUUUUGGCACUUGUCUAUCGCGUCCUUCAUGCCGAGACUCAACGCGCCGAGGACGCAGGCGUUGUGCAAACUGCGUUGCACCUCUUGUACACGGCGGUGUCGAUUGUACCGCGGGAUUUCGUGCCAGAGACAGUCCCCGCAACAUCCAACGACGCGCUGGAUGCAAUUGUGCGUGCCUGGAGCGGUAAGCCGUGGUGGGACGCAAUGACUACUCGUGUCGAAAUGCUCGCGCCGACGGCGUCGCUCUUGGAGCUUCUUCAACAAUUGCCGUCAUCGCCGCUCGUGACGGCCGUGCUCAGCCGCUGCGAUCCGUCUGCGCCACCAACCGCGCCUGCUCCACCGACUCCCAAGUCCGGAAAGCCCGACCACAUUAAGGAGCGCCAGGCCAAGAUACUGCAGAAGCUUCGUGCGCAACAAAACGCAUUUCUCCGCCUUUCAAAAGAUCGCGCGCCCGCGGAUGAGGUCCUCCCCGUCUUUUCGCAGUCGUCGCUCGAAUCGGUCGAAAGUCCGCGGCCAACAACGACGGUCUACGACUGCGCAUUGUGCCACGACGAAGCGGCCACCAACAGUGCGUUUGGCUCGGUGGGAUUUCUCACGCCGUCACGCGUCGCAUGCCUCGCGUCGCCACCGCUCCUCACACCAUAUCCACAUUGUCACGCGCGCGUCUGUGGCCAUGUAGUCCAUCGGGCGUGCAUGCAAACGUACCUCACGACGCUUGACGACCGCCAACGCAUCACGGCACCAGGAGAAUUCGUGUGUCCUGUUUGCCGCCGUCUUAGCAAUACCCUCGUCCCGCUAAGUGCUUCGUCAGCGUCACCGUCGUCGGUUGUCCAGUGGGCCUCGGGUCGGUUUGUGCCAGCAUCUGUGCCGCUGCCGCUGUCCGUUCGCACCUUUCUCCUCCAAGUCCAUGCGACGAUCGGCAACCCGUUGGCACCGACGCUUGCGACCCUCGUCGACAUGGCUGACCACCUGCUCUUUCUGGCAGAGCUCAGCGAGCGCAACAGCGGCAUCGCGAUCACCUUUCAGUGCCUCGCAAACCUCGUGCACGUGGCGACGCUUCAGAUUCCGAGCCCACCGUGGACGUGGCACCAGUUUCUCGCGUGGUGCCUUGUUGCGCCUCGCGCAGCGCCAGAUCUUCUCGCUCACUAUGUGCCGUUUGCGCUAUCGCAGUCGCCGACGCUACCUGGCCUCGCCCGCAAGCUCCGACACGUGCAAUCGUGGCUCGGCAAGACGGACGCCAUUGCUGAAACUGGCGCGCUCGACCAGUGGCUCAUGGCGCUGCAACCCGAGGCGUCAUUGCCGACCGCAUCGUUCUCGCUCGUGGCCCUGCCGAAGCACUACGUCGAGAUCUAUUUAGCGUACUGCCAAAAGAAUGCACAGUGCGCCAAAUGCAACGCCGCGCCACAGCACCCAGCGAUCUGCCUCCUCUGCGGCAAACUUGUUUGUUGCUUUGGCGCGUGCUGCCAGGAUGAUCAAGGGCGUGGUGAAUGCACUCAGCACAGCCUCACGUGUGGCGUUGGCUUUGGCUGCUUCCUCCUCCUCCGCGCCUGCACGGUGCUUUUGCUGCUCGGACAAGGACGGUGCAGCAUUUGGGGCAGCGUCUACUUGGACAAAAAUGGGGAGGAGGAUCCGUACCUCCGGCGCGGCAAGACACUGUACCUGAGCAACGAGCGCUACACGCAGCUGUGGGAGCUUGUCGUGCGCCACGGCUUCACCGAAAGCAGCUCAAUCUUAGCCAACACGUCGCGCCAAGACGGGCUGCGGUAUUAACACCUUUCUCUUCUUUACCUCC
This is a messenger RNA of Saprolegnia parasitica CBS 223.65, 4369 nucleotides long. RefSeq lists its product as hypothetical. Lineage: Eukaryota; Oomycota; Saprolegniomycetes; Saprolegniales; Saprolegniaceae. Gene Ontology annotation, molecular function: ubiquitin protein ligase activity; zinc ion binding. Gene Ontology annotation, cellular component: ubiquitin ligase complex; cytoplasm. The record is from RefSeq and is a predicted model, not a curated record. The coding region runs from base 1 to 4347 and encodes 1448 amino acids. The transcript is spliced from 10 exons. Gene Ontology annotation, biological process: ubiquitin-dependent protein catabolic process via the N-end rule pathway; protein ubiquitination.